Molecule: messenger RNA, 2593 nt
Organism: Lagopus leucura (white-tailed ptarmigan)
Lineage: Eukaryota; Metazoa; Chordata; Aves; Galliformes; Phasianidae
Gene: PIAS4
Product: protein inhibitor of activated STAT 4
Exons: 10
Coding region: 51-1238 (395 amino acids)
Biological process (GO): regulation of transcription by RNA polymerase II; protein sumoylation
Molecular function (GO): zinc ion binding; SUMO ligase activity; transcription coregulator activity
Source: RefSeq, a predicted model, not a curated record
GUCACGUGACCCGGCGGCGGCUCCCGGCGCGGUGGACGCUGGAGGCCAAGAUGGCGGCGGAGCUGGUGGAGGCGAAAAACAUGGUGAUGAGUUUCCGAGUCUCAGAUCUUCAGAUGUUGCUGGGUUUUGUUGGCAGGAGUAAAAGCGGACUUAAACACGAACUAGUCACCAGAGCACUGCAGCUGGUCCAAUUUGACUGCAGCCCUGAGGUUUUCAAGAAGAUCAAGGAGCUCUACGAGACCCGUUAUGCCAAGAAAAGCUCCGAGGCCCCGCAGCCGCACCGCUCCCCCGAGGCUCUCCCCAUUCAUUCUUCGUACGAGCGCGGGAGCGCCGUGCCUCGGACUUCUAUCUCCACCCCCAACAUUGACUAUCCCACCCUCUAUGGGAAGUACCUGAACGGACUGGGCAGGUUGCCCCCCAAAGCUGUGAAGCCUGAAGUCCGCUUGGUGAAGCUCCCCUUCUACACCACCCUGGAUGAGCUGCUGAAGCCCACGGAGCUCGUUCCACAGAACAACGAGAAGCUCCAGGAAAGCCCCUGCAUUUUCGCCUUGACGCCGAGACAAGUGGAGCUGAUCCGAAACUCCAGGGAGUUGCAGCCCGGUGUGAAGUCGGUUCAGGUGGUGCUCAGGAUCUGUUACACAGACACCAGUUCCCCCCAGGAGGAUCAGUACCCCCCCAACAUCGCCGUGAAAGUGAACCACAGUUACUGCUCCGUGCCGGGCUACUACCCGUCAAACAAACCCGGGGUGGAACCCAAGAGGCCGUGCCGUCCCAUCAACCUCACCCACCUCAUGUAUUUGUCAGCGGCCACCAAUCGCAUCACCGUCACCUGGGGGAACUACGGGAAGAGCUAUUCCGUGGGGCUGUACUUAGUGCGGCAGAUGACCUCAGCUGAGCUGCUGCAGAGGUUGAAAACCAUUGGGAUCAAACAUCCAGAGCUCUGCAAAGCACUGGUAAAAGAGAAGCUACGCUUGGACCCAGACAGCGAAAUCGCCACCACGGGCGUCCGCGUGUCUCUCAUCUGCCCGCUGGUGAAGAUGCGGCUGUCUGUGCCGUGCCGGGCUGAGACCUGUGCACACCUGCAGUGCUUCGACGCCGUCUUCUACCUUCAGAUGAAUGAGAAGAAGCCCACGUGGAUGUGUCCCGUGUGUGACAAACCCGCGCCCUACGACCAGCUGAUAAUUGAUGGGAUUACCCUAAAGCCUUACGAGCAUCGAGCGUUUACUGCCUCACUCUGAUGAACCUGCACAAUUGGCUGCCCUGGCUGACAGAUGUCACGCUGCAUGGAAUAAACCCACUUUAUAAGCACACGAUAAGGUGAUUUUUGAUAGGAACCAUCUUCCUUUUCUCUUGCUGGUGUGAGCAGGCAGCGCUUGCCACGCUGGGAGCUUGGCUGGGGGGAUCUCUGCCAGCUUCUAAAGCAAACAGCUCCCGACAUGCAGUCCCUGAGGCAGAAGUGCAGGUGCAGCGUUUGCAUCAGGAACGUUAUCUCUGUCUUCUGCGUGGUGCUGUGAAAGCAUUGCAGGGAAUUGGAGCAGAGCGAGGCAAGAAACGCCUGUGCUGAGCCCCGGCUGUGAGUUUGGCAGGGGCAGCUCCAGCCCUGCCACACAACCCUCGUCCCGGUCCGUGUGGGAGUGCUGCUCCCUCUGUCUCUGCACCAGAGUUGUUGGCUUGCUUUCUACCAAGGAGAGCUGUGGUUCUCCGAGGCGAGGAAAGCCGGGCGCCCUGUGGCAGGGCAGCAGUGCCUGGAGGUGCUCAGCAGCCCGGUGCCGCUGUGCGGCUGCAGCUCUCCCCCUCCUGGUGACGGAGCCACCUGCAGUGAGCAGAGCAGAGCUGCGUGGAGGCCCGGCUCCCAUGUGGGAGCGAAGGAAGGCGGCGCAGUGGGCGCUGUGCUGAGCUGCGGACUGGGAUCGCCCAGCUGUGUAAUUGACCUUCAGUGCGGCGUCACUGCAGUGCUGGGAUGGCAGAGGGUCAGCGCAGGGCCGUCCCGUGGCUGUGCUGGCAGUGCUCUGAGCGCUGCUGUGUCUGUCAGAGCUGCUCUCGUCCCGCGGUUGGGGCUCCGUGUUGGUAAAAUUGCGCUCCGGGUGGCUGUGCUGAGCUGUGGGGCUGCCCACGGGGCUGUGUGUGCGUCCUGUGGGGCUGAGCAGUGCUGCAGGACGCCGUUGUGGAGGUGGGUGGCUGCUGCCGUGGCUGCGGGGAGUGAAAAGAGGCAGCAGGGUGCUGUGUUGGGAGCAGUGGGUGCUGGUGUGGGACAGGAGCGUGAGGCCGUGCGCUUCCUCAGGUGAAGCCUGGGGAGCCGCCAGCUCACAAACGGCCUCGGUGGGGUCUGGGUGCCUGGAGCCCCUUUGGAGGUGAAAUGCUCCUCUGAUGGCAUGUGAGGAAGCUGCCGGUCUGUGGCUGCGAAUGGCGGCGCUGUCGGUGCGGGGCAGGUGCAGCUGUGAGUGUGGAGCAUUGAUUCCCUGCCAGCCAACCCGGACCCACGGGGCCCUUCCUCCCACCCAGGCUGCUGUCGAAGAUCCUGACUGAGUGCGAGGAUGCGGAUGAGAUCGAGUACCUGGUGGAUGGCUCCUGGUGCCCCAUCCGAGCCGAGAAG